This is a messenger RNA of Pseudozyma flocculosa PF-1, 3390 nucleotides long. RefSeq lists its product as uncharacterized. Gene Ontology annotation, biological process: vesicle-mediated transport. Gene Ontology annotation, cellular component: Mon1-Ccz1 complex; intracellular membrane-bounded organelle. The record is from RefSeq and is a predicted model, not a curated record. The coding region runs from base 1 to 3390 and encodes 1129 amino acids. The transcript is spliced from 3 exons. NCBI's taxonomy places the organism in Eukaryota, Fungi, Basidiomycota, Ustilaginomycetes, Ustilaginales, Ustilaginaceae.
AUGUCGUUCCUGCCCGCCGUCCUCAAUCCUUAUGCUCCAUCGCCCACCUCCAACGCGGCGGCGGCCGAUGCCAGCGACCCCUCGUCGACCGUCCCUGCACAGCCACCGCCGCCGCCACCUCCGCCCGCCUACAAGCCGGCUUCCCUGACUUACUUCACCAUAUUCGCGCCCGCACUCCGUCCAAAGGGCGCAGGCUCCGAGGAUGCCGCCGCCGAUGCCGCACAGAUCCUCUUCUACACGUCUCGGGAGCGCGCCGUCACCCAGGAGCGCAUGCUCCGCCAGAUUGGCAUCGCAAAGGGUCUCGUCGAGUUCGGAAAUAUGGUCACCGAUAGCUCUCACAGCAACAGCGCCGACGGAGCCAGACGUCGAGACAGCGCUCCCUUGACCAGGCCCCGGUGCUGGAACGUACACUCGAGCAAGCGCCGCCUCGUCCUCCUCGAGGUCCAGCACGGCCUCUGGAUCCACGCCAGCAUAGACCUCCCCAGCACGGCCCGCAAACUCGCCUCCGCUACCGAGCCCGCCGACGCCGCAGCCGCCUCAUCGCGAAAGAGGGAGUCGCGAGACUACCACGACGCCUGGCUCUCGGACGAGUGGAUCGAAGAGUGCAUCCGCAGCGCCUGGAGAGACUGGCGCCUCCUCAACGGACCGCCCUCGCGCAUCCUCCGCGCCGACAACGGCCGCAAGAGCCUAGAGAGGGCGCUCGAGCGCUACUUCUCCGUCUGGACCUGGAGCUGGAACCUCGAGUCGUCGGUCCAGGCCUCGUCUGACGACGUCCGCGAGCUCGACCAGAGCAUGUUCACCGAGUCGCUUGGGGGAAUAUCUGUCGUGCCGAGCGCGCCACGAUCCAAGCUGGCCCGCCUGAUGAACGACUUUGCCUCAAGGCACCUCGCUGGUGAUGCCGUACCGUCGGUCGCCUACGACGACCAGGCCUCCAACGCUGAUCAACCGCGGCGGCAGACGCAGCAGCAGCGGCAGCAGCCGUGCAAGGAGCUGGUCGUGCUGUCAGACACCCUGGUCCUCUGGCCACCCACGGACGCCGGCUGCUUCGACACGGACGCCGCUGCCGAGGCGCCGGAACUCGCGUCGGACUCGACGCCGCGCUUCCUCGAGGCGAGCGAGCGGGUCGACAUCCUGAAAAGGGUCAUCAGCCACCUCACCGGGCUCGAGCGGGAACGGGCGCUGAUAAGAGCAGCGACGGCGGCGGGUGUGGGCGACAGCAAGCGCAAGACUGUCACGGGCGCCGUGCGCGACAAGAAGAGCAGCCGUAGCAGCAAGAGUCGGCAGACGACGGCGACGGCGCUCAAGAUCAAGACGGCCCCCUCGGCCUCGCCCAAGGGCAAGGGCAACGCCAAGGACGAGAGCGCCUCCAGCACGCCCUCUUCGUUCCAGGACGCCGGCAAGUGGUCGGCUUGGGGCGGCAUGUUUGCAAACAUCGGCAAGGGCCUCACCUUCAAGGGCGCCAGCAGCGAGGUGGCUUCGGAGCGGGGCGUGGUCUCGGAGCCUGCCAGCCCAGAGCAUUCGGCUGCGACCAAACAGGCCGUCGAAGGGCAGGUGGACACGACCGCCCAGGCCGGAUCAGGUCUCGCCUCAUCGGAAGCCAGCGCUGCCGCUGGCGGGGCCAGCGACGAUGCGGGAGGAACCGCAUCGCAGGACGCCACUGGCGGCGCGGCUGCAGUUCAUGUCGACGACACCGGCCACAGCGAGACCAAGGAAGCUUCUGGACCUUUUCAGGGCUUGCAGCAACGCCUUGCCGACGCCAUCCCGAUCCAGGACGCGGGCAAGAUGUGGACAGGCGCCGAAAACGCCUGGAAAGGCCUCGGUGCCUCUCUGGGCCUGGGCAUCAGUGCGACGAGCACGGACGGUGGGAUAGCCCGAUCUGCGCAAGAGGCAGCGAGUCCGACGGCGACGUCCGCGAGUGCCCCUGAUCCUGGAGCUUCAGACAUCGACGCAGACACGACCAUGGACAGUCAGAGGCGUGAGUCGCUCACCCAGCCCGAUGUUGACGUCGCAGAGCUCGCGGAGGCGCUGGGCGACGGCGUGGCUGGUCUUCGACCGAGCCCAGCGACACGCGAGCCCAGCACGGCUACAGUCCGCGCUCGCGACUUUGGCGUCGAGGGCAGCAGAGGCGAUGCCGACGAGUCCGUGGGCUCGGUCAGCGAUGUCUUACAGCCAAGCGGCGGGGCUGUCCUCGACGGCGAUGCGAGCAUCGACGAGGAAGACGGGGGCAAGUCCGAGGACCUGGCGAGGUCGCCGUCGGUCUCGACGACCGAGUCCACAAAGGCAUUCCCGUCGAUCUCGGUCACGUCUGCGGCAUGGUACUCUUCUAAGCCGCUCAAGGCCAAGCCAGCAGCGCCGGUCGCGGCACAGACUGCCGAAACCAGCAAGGAAGAUGCUGCGUCCGGAGGCGGGGUCGGCAAGAUGCAGUCGAUCGAUCCUGCCGGUGAGGCCGUAGCCAAGACGAGCGAGACGUCGACCACGCCGGGACCCGCUGCGGGCGCCGGCAAUCCCCGACUGCAAGCCGAGGAGAAGCUGGCAUCGAUCCACCACGACUUUGAGCUGGAUGGGUGGGGCGACGAGGAGCCGGUCCCGUUCCAGUCCUUUCCGUGCUUCCUCCAUGGCGGCGACGACACGCUCUCCGCCGAGAUGGCCGAGCGCGGGGGCGUAGACGGGGCGAGGGACGGCGACGACGUCGACGACGACGACGAUCUUGUCGAGCUCGAGGUCUCCUUUACGAGCCGUCGCCUGCUGACGAUCGUCAUCAUUGAGCGCGUCGACCGCAACCAGCGACGACGCCGGUCCGCGACCUCGCUGAAGUCGUCAAGGAGCGGCUCUACGCAAGCGUCCGGCGUCGAGAGCAUCCUGUCGCCGGCAUGGGAGGUGCUGCGCCGCGCGCAGCGCAUGCUCAACGACCACGAGCGCGCGCACAAGGCCCGGCUGGCGGGGGAAGAGGAGCGGGCAUCGCGCUUCCUGCACCUCGACGGGGCGACGCUGACGAUGCACAACCGGCUGCACGACGAGACGGCGCAGAAGCUCGACGAGGAGACCGAGGCGUGUGCGCUGGGCCACUGCCUGGCCGCCAAGUCGGUCAUUGAAAGGCACGGCAUCCGCGAGACGUUUGCGCGAUCCAACAACGGCAAGACGUGGGUGGCGAGCCGGGUCGGGCAGCCUCUCGCGUCGCCUGCUGCUGCUGCUGCGGCGGCGGCAGCUGGUACGGGUGCGACUGCGACUGCGAGCGCGGCGGCGCCGACGCUUGCCCAAGCGCGCGGCGAGAUGGCAAGCGCCGUCUGCAACGCCACCUACAUGCUGAUGGGCGGGCGGAGCGUGAGCAUCGUCGAUUGCGACAACGAGCUGCGCCGGGUGGCCAACGAGUUCCCCUCGUUUGGCAUCUGA